AUGAUAAAAGAAGGAUUAUCAUAUUAUAUUCAAUGUGAAAAAUGCAAAUAAAAAUUUCAUUUGAAUAAAAAGGAAAUAAUAUAUUUGUUUCCACAUUUAUCUGUAUUCAUUAAAAGGGAAUAAUAAACUAAUGCAAAUAUUGUAGAAAAUUAAUCUAAAAAAAACAAUAAUGAAAAUGUUAGAAAUGUUAACUCUUACUUUUCUUUUUUGAUGAAUCUAGACAAAUUAAAUGCCAAAACUGUAAUCUUGUAUAUUGUGAACGUUGUAAGUAAUAACAUUAACUAUUUCCUAAAAAUUUUGCAGAUGUAAAUUAAUUAAAUCCUCUUUUAUUUUUUGUUUUUCUGA
Molecule: messenger RNA, 345 nt
Organism: Paramecium pentaurelia
Lineage: Eukaryota; Ciliophora; Oligohymenophorea; Peniculida; Parameciidae
Source: the annotation of a GenBank genome assembly